AAUGAGGAGUUCGUAAAUUUAACCAAAGAUUUCCCCGCAUCGGGCGGCUGCGGCCUACUCACCUACGCGGUGGCCCACCAAAAGCCGCCUCUACUGAUCUUCCCCUGCUCUUUUUUCGCCUUCGCCUCCGGCCUCCGCCGAUUAGAAUCGCUUCCGUCUUCCCCUCGCGAGGAUCAAAAGCUGCUCAGUUACAAUAAAAAUAUAAAGGGAAAGUGGGUAUAUUUUCUUAAGAGAGGAAAGAUCAGCAGAUAAUCUACAUAUGGAAAGGAAUGGAAACACAGCGAGUGAAGAAUUUUAAUGUGAAACAUUUUCGUAGUACUGGAAAUUCUGAAGUUAUGUCAUCAUCUCUACCUGUGCUACCUGCUCCCUUCGAAAAGAAGUUUCCGAAACUGCCAGAUUCCCAACAGCUUUCAGUGGAGAGGGAGCUAAGAAGCAGUCCAAUUAUCCCCCAUCAUACUCCCUUCGUCUCCAACAGUGGGGUUGUUGGACCUUUAUAUUCAUCAGCUUCAGGGUUCUCUUCAGAUCUUCAUUUCUCUUCUGUUUCACCUAAUGUGAGGCAUCCUAAUGGUUCUUCCUUUGUUUCCCGGUCAUCGAAUGUUGGAAUAUCCUUUCCUUCAACUCCUUCACAUUCAGGGGCAUUCCAAUCUUCAACAGUUAAUCACCCCAGAGAAUCCACUAAAGUCACCUGGUGUCCAGAACCAAUUCAGAGCAUGAUUGAUUAUUCAGAUAAUAUCACUGAUGGCAACAAUGAGAUCCAGAACAGUUGUGAUGUGGUCUCUGAUGACUUUGCUAAGCAAAAUGAGUGGUGGACAGAUUUAAUGAAUGAAGAUUGGAAGGAUAUUCUCAAUGAAACAAGUGCCACUGUGUCUCAGCCAAAGGCUAUGCAAUCAGCAGCCCAAGCAUCUCCAAGUAUAUCAGCUCACCAGCCGCAAAUCCAUCAAGUUGUUCCAUCUCAGUCUGGAGAGAUUUGCACAGUCUCUAAUUCCUCCUCUGCUGCUAAUGCUACCACAACCAAGCCGCGCAUGCGUUGGACUCCAGAGCUGCAUGAAUGUUUUGUAGAUGCUGUGAACCAGCUUGGCGGCAGUGAAAAGGCUACCCCUAAAGGUGUUUUGAAACUCAUGAAAGUGGAAGGUUUGACUAUAUACCAUGUGAAAAGCCAUCUGCAGAAAUACAGGACAGCUCGUUACAGGCCAGACUCAUCAGAAGGGGCAUCAGAGAAAAUGGUCACUCCACAGCAGGAAGUGUCAUCUCUUGACCUGAAGACGAGUAUCAAUCUCACCGAAGCAUUGCAGCUCCAGAUGGAGGUCCAGAAACAGCUUCAUGAACAACUUGAGGUACAGAGAAAUCUGCAGUUGCGAAUUGAAGAACAGGGGAGGUACCUUCAGAUGAUGUUUGAGAAGCAAUGCAAGUCGGGCAUCGACAAGCUUCAGGCUCCUUCCACCAAGGAAGAGCCAUCGACUGUAUCUUCUGACCAAACAUAUUCUGCUGACAAAGAACUUUCAGGGAAGGUUCGAGGUGAAUCUGGAAAUGACCCUGCCGAUACAGAAAUAGCAGAAGGCUCAAGGCAGGUUGGCGACAAGCAGAAAAUGCCCGAAGCUGAAUCCUGCAAUGAGAGGGAAUCUAAUACCGUUAGUGGGUCUCAUUCCCCACCCUGCAAGCGCGCACGAGGCCCUGAUGGGGAGUCCUCAACUCCCACAUCUGCAUUAGAUUAACAGAUUUCAGUCUUGUACUAUGACUGGUGAAAUGGGCACCAUUGUUUGUAAUGAGUCUCAAUUAUCAAGUGGGAAGCUUUUUAAGGUUAGGAGCCACUGACUCUUCAAGGAGGCAGCAGACAUGGUCGCUUGGACUAUUGGAGGGUGAUAACACAUUUUCUAUUUAUUUCAGUCAAUAAUGAAGUUGUAGGGUGUAGAGAUGUGGUAACGCGCCUUUCAUGAAGUUGGAAGUGUUUUGGGAGACGGUCACGAAAGAAGUGCUGUGCUCGAAAGAAAAAGAAUACAUAUUCUUGAGAACCCUUUUGCUUAAAUAUUCAGAAACGUCAGCUGUAACAGUGUUUUGAUAACAUCAGUUAUCCAAUGGGGAAAAGAUACAUUGCAGUUUGUUGACUGUAGAUCACCAAAAAAAAAGAAAAAGUACUAAAUUUCAUGUAUCAAAUCCAUGUCUGCUAGUUAUAUGCUGUAAGUUGCACCUGUAACUAAGUGCCAUGAGAUGGAUGUCAUGGAUCCUUCCUCCAGUAAUACCCUUUGUUCCAAA
Phoenix dactylifera (date palm) is the source of this 2250-nucleotide messenger RNA. The record is from RefSeq and is a predicted model, not a curated record. NCBI's taxonomy places the organism in Eukaryota, Viridiplantae, Streptophyta, Magnoliopsida, Arecales, Arecaceae.